UUUUAAUUAUGAUCGCCAUUCAUAGAAUUCAUCAUCGAAUUGUUGGAAUGUUUGAAUUACAUUUAAUGCUGUUAUUCUUGAUUGAUACCGGGCCUAUUGAUCGAACAAUGGCAUUGCACGGUCUGGAUGAUUCAACAAUAUCUUUAUCAUGGCCUUCACCAUUUUUUUCAAAGACUGCGCCCAAAUUAUUGACUGAUAACCGUCGUUACUUAAGAUAUCACAAUCUUUAUAGUGGUCGUGGUCAUCAUUAUUUACAUCGACAACAGAUAAUUGGUAGAUCAGCAUCAUCCAUCACGAAUGAUUCAACCGUUAUAAUAACAUCGCCUCCAAGAUCAAAUCAAAUGUUUGCUGAUGCCAGUAAUUCGAAUAUUAUCAACAGGACGAUUAUAACUGAUCAUUUUUUGUCAUUGGCAGACUCGUUCAAUGUUCAUCCGCAACAACAUGUUGAUUGUCCACCUACAGAACUUGUUCGUCCUUGCAAAUGUAUUGAACAUCGUAAUGAUUUAUUUUUUCGAACAUUGUUACGAUGUAAUGGGUCAGAUUUCAAAUAUGAACGUAGAUUCGAAAAUAUAUUACUACGUCUAAGUAAACGUUUAGGCAAUCGUCAUUCGAAAUAUUUUGAUUGGCUACAUCUGACAAAUAUGGAUACGGUACGUAAGAUAACCAAGCAUUUUUUUGCCGGAAUUCGUUUUCGACAUCUGAUCAUUGAAGAUGCUCCACAUUUAAAACACCUUCAUCCGGCUUCCUUUAAAUUGGUCACCAAUUCAUUACGAUUUUUUUAUGCAUACAAUACCGGGCUUGAACCAUAUCGAACACAACCAAUGAAAGCUCCACUUGGAUUGAUGCGAAAUCUGACCGAAGUACAUAUUGCAUCUCGUAAGAAUAUCUGUCCACCUAAAGAAAUUAUUUUCCCAUGUGAAUGUAAUGUACGAAAAGAUCAAUUAAUGCCAUUCGGGAUUGAUCGACAAAUAUUACAAAUUCGUUGUAUCAAUCAACGUGGAAUUGUUUACAAUGUGACCAAUAUAUUCAAUCGUUUACAAAAGUUAGUUGCCAUGAAUGCUAUGAAUGAAAGUAGUUCAUUAAGAAAACAUCAUCCGCAAUGGUAUUUCGAUGAGGUCAUCUUACGAAACGUGACUGAAUUGGCACUUAAUUCAUUCGGUGAUGUGGCCAUAUCUGAGUUGCAUAUUGAACAUGCAACCCGACUUCGUUUUAUUGCUCGUCAUGCAUUUCCCGAAAAUUCUACAAUGCAAAAGCUGCGAAUAUCUGGCGCUAAUUUCUCAAAUGAACGAUUGCCCGAAACUUUCGAGGCCAUUAAUAGCCUUAAAUAUCUUCGAAGUCUUUUUGUUUGGUCUUGUACCGUCGAAUAUAUUCCUGAAAUGGCUUUCUCUCAAAAUCAAUUCUACUUGAAAGAGAUCGUCCUUUAUGGCAACAACAUCAAAGCGAUUGGGUCUUAUGCAUUCGCUAAUUUGCCGAAUUUGGAAGAAUUACGAAUCGAUGGCAACAACAUUAUUUUGGUGGACAAAUAUGCAUUCGCUACCAACUAUACAAGCUUUCAUCCAUUACGUUUAACUAUGGUGGCCAACAAUUUGAAUGAGAAUAGUUUUGCAUUUAUGGCCAUGAAUGGAGCACAACGUCCCGUUCAUUUAUCAUUCGCAGAAAUCGGUGGUUGCUAUUGGAAUAUGAAAUAUCUAGAUGAACAAAUAUUUGCACCAUUUUUGGAUAAAUCGACUAAUCGUGUAUACAUUGAACCAGAAUGUGAACUUCAAUGCAAUGAUUGCCGUAUGAAAUGGUUGAUCGAAAUUCCGAAACAUGCACAGAAAAGAAUAACAUUGUUGACCGACUCUAAUUAUCGUAGCAUUUACAAUGUAACCAAUGAAGGUUAUGUACCAUGCGAGAAUGGCGUCAAUCUAUAUGAUAAUCUAAAUCAAUGGAUCAUUGAAUGGAAUAAUUGUCCAUAAUAAGCAUCAAAUUGUUAUGGCACACCAAUGCAAUUGAUGUUGUUGAUUAUCAUCAUCUCAAAUAUUUUUCAUAAUGUUAACGAUUUUGUCAUAAUGUUUAAUGUUUAAUUUUUAUUGAAUAAAUUCAAUU
Molecule: messenger RNA, 2088 nt
Organism: Dermatophagoides farinae (American house dust mite)
Lineage: Eukaryota; Metazoa; Arthropoda; Arachnida; Sarcoptiformes; Pyroglyphidae
Cellular component (GO): plasma membrane
Source: RefSeq, a predicted model, not a curated record